Messenger RNA from Diuraphis noxia (Russian wheat aphid), 1394 nucleotides. RefSeq names its product mitochondrial glycine transporter-like. The record is from RefSeq and is a predicted model, not a curated record. Lineage: Eukaryota; Metazoa; Arthropoda; Insecta; Hemiptera; Aphididae. Gene Ontology annotation, biological process: glycine import into mitochondrion. Gene Ontology annotation, molecular function: glycine transmembrane transporter activity. Gene Ontology annotation, cellular component: mitochondrion.
AUGAGAGAUUCUAUGCACCCAAUAUUAAAAUCAUUCAUUGCUGGUUCUACAUCUGGAUUAUUCUCUACAGUUUUAUUUCAACCGUUUGAUGUUGUCAAGACAGUCUUACAAAACCCUAGAAAUGACCGUAAAUUAGGAAUAAUCAAUGCCACAAAGUCAGUUUGGCAGCAAGAAUCUUAUUAUGGAUUUUGGAGGGGAUUGUCUCCAGUAAGUACCUACCAAUAUAUGUAUUUUAUAUUUUAUAUAUCACUUACUCAGUUAAUAUAUUCAUAUCUUACAAAAAACAAUCAGACUUCUAUGGUGAAGUCCGGGAUUGCUGGAUUUAGUGCACGAUGUAUUACUGUUUCUGUAUUAAUGCCUGUCACUGUUUUAAAAACUAGAAUAGAAAGUGGUCAAUUUAGUUAUACGACUUUAAUCCGUGGCCUAUCUGAGAUGUAUAGGUUGGAAGGUUGGAAGGUAUURUGUCGCGGAUGGACUCCAACAAUUUUACGAGAUGCUCCAUUUUCUGCAUUAUAUUUUAUGUUUUUUAUCAAACUAAAAAAUAUUAGAUUAUUAGARGAACUAGACAACAAGCAACCAACUUAUGUUUUUGGAUGUGGACUUCUAGCCGGAGGAUUAGCAUCCUGUUUAACUCAACCAUUUGAUGUAAUAAAAACUAGUCAGCAACUAUCAAAAGAAAAACUUCUUUUAAUUGAUGCCAUUAUUUUAAUUAAACAAAAAUAUGGAAUACUUGGCUAUUUUAAAGGACUGUCUCUUAGGGUUUUAAGACGAUCUUUAAUGGCUGCGUUGACUUGGACUGUGUACGAACAAUUAUCUUAGAUGAUUAAUCUACAUUAUAAUAUUUUUCAUUUAAGUAAUAAUGUGUCUUAUAUUUAUAAAUAUAAUCUUAUUGAAUACAUUUUACAAAUCUUUAAAAAUAAUGGUCUAAUAUUGCCAUACCAUCCUUUUUCGAAUUUAAAUAAGGAAGCAUUCAAAUAAAGAUUAGAAACUUAAAAAUUAUUUUUAAUAUAUUACACACAAAGCACAUAUGCUUAUUAAAAUGCUAUUACAGAUUUUAUAUUAUAACAAUAAAUAUUUAAAAAAAAUUGUUUAACUGUAAUCCUAAUAUAAAAAUUUAACUACAUAGACUGAUAUUUUUUGCAAUAUAAUGUAUAGGAGACUAGGAGAGUACAUUUGUAAGUUUUCUAGUCGCCCUAGCAAUAGAUUUUUUAAUGUUAAGUAUAAUUUUGUAGGUUAUUUAAUUUAGUGUAAUUUUUAAUUGGUUUAAUUGGUUUAUUAAUUUAUAAACUGUAGUUUUUAUAUUAUUUAUAUUAUAUAUGAGGUAUUAGUUGUGUAAAUCAUUUGUUAUCAUUUAAAUGUUAAAUUAUAAUACAAUGUAUUUUAACCAAUUAUAA